Vespa velutina is the source of this 1386-nucleotide messenger RNA. RefSeq names its product adenosine 5'-monophosphoramidase HINT3-like. Lineage: Eukaryota; Metazoa; Arthropoda; Insecta; Hymenoptera; Vespidae. The record is from RefSeq and is a predicted model, not a curated record. Gene Ontology annotation, molecular function: catalytic activity.
UUUGAGCGCAAGUGUUAAUUCAAAAGAAAAAUACCGCACGGCGCAUGCGCACUGCGUUUUUCCAAUUCCACAAAAGAAAAGUCAAAUUAGAUAGAGUCACUUUUUCGAACUACUCAAGUUAUCAUAACGAUAAAAAUGUUAUUGAUCUUUUAAAAUUAUUGCAAGGUGGUUUUUAAUAAAAAAAAAAAAUUUUAACAAUCACUAAAUUAAUGAAACGCGAAAUACAUAUUAUUAAUAAUAUAAUACGUUAAUAAAAGUCCAAGGACUAACCUCUCAUAUCGUAGACAGUGAUCUGUCAAAAUAUUAGUUUCCAUUAAUAAAUAAUUUCAAUUUCAUAUGGACGCCGAAGCACAAUGCAUAUUCUGUAAAAUAAUAAGAAAUGAAAGUCCUAGUGAAAAGAUUUAUGAGGCAAGUAAAGUUACAUGCAUUAAAGAUAUCCAUCCAGCAUCAGAUCAUCAUUACUUAAUUUUGCCAAAUAAGCAUAUACGUAAUGCCAAAGAGUUAAAACCUGCCGACAGCAAGCUUUGUGAGUUAACAAAAUUAAAUUUGAUUAUUUUUAAAUAUGGAAAAACAAGACUCGAUACAAUUCUACCAAGGACUGGUUUCCAUUGGCCACCAUUUAACACAGUAAAUCAUCGUACUUUACAUGUUAUUUCUCCUGUAGAAAUAUGUCCAUUAUCAAACGAAACAAUGUUUAAACCCAAUCUCUGUGGUUCGUCAACGUACGUAUUAACAAUAAAUUAAUUAUUUGAUGUCUGUGCAUUCAUUAUAUAAACUACUUUAUCAAUGUACCUUUUGUUCUUUUUACAGGACAGACUAUGUGAAAUCACGUUUAGAAAAGAAAGAUACAUAGCUUAAUUAUUAUUCAAAUUUAUAAGUAUUUAUAUUGUUAUAUAUACUUUUAUAGUUAUAUUAUCAUUUCAAUUUGACUGUACAAUGUUGUAAGUAAAAAAUUCUAUUUAAAACUUAUUUAAUUUUAUAUAAAGCAUUUAGUACGUUAGUCUUUAAUUGACAAAUUUUUGAUAAAUUCCCUUUAUUACAUAUACGUUGCCAUUCUGUUCCAUCAGGAAGAUAUAAUCGAAAUGCAAUCAUUUUGAGCUUAGUCGAAUACCUGGAGUAAUAGGUGGCAUAUAGCAUGCAUUUCUAGCUCUACUGGAUCUUCAAAAUGUUUCAUGUUGUUGAUCUACAUAUUCUAUAACACGACCCUAGUUGUUCCGCUAAGAGAUAUGAAAUCCCACAUUUGAAGAUGCUGAACCAUUUCGCAUAAACCCUAUACCUCCACAGCAUGUGGGCAUACUGGUACUAGAAAAAUAAAUUUUAAUUAGAAACGAUUUUUUCUAAGUUAAAUACAUAUAUAUAUAUAUUAUAUAUAUAUAUAUAUAUAUA